Messenger RNA from Bufo bufo (common toad), 2963 nucleotides. RefSeq names its product phosphatidylinositol 4-kinase beta (gene PI4KB). The record is from RefSeq and is a predicted model, not a curated record. NCBI's taxonomy places the organism in Eukaryota, Metazoa, Chordata, Amphibia, Anura, Bufonidae. Gene Ontology annotation, biological process: phosphatidylinositol-mediated signaling; phosphatidylinositol phosphate biosynthetic process. The transcript is spliced from 12 exons. Gene Ontology annotation, molecular function: 1-phosphatidylinositol 4-kinase activity. Gene Ontology annotation, cellular component: membrane; cytoplasm. Bases 178 to 2568 code for a protein of 796 amino acids.
UCAGUGGAGGAGCUUAGACUCUAUGGUGCGCUGUCUAGCCUAUGUUGUCUGUCUCUAUGGUGUUAGGAGGAGAGCCGGAGAUGGCGGAGGAAGAAGCUGGGCCGGGAGCGCAGAGCACUGAACCCGUGAUGGAAAACACCGAGUGACCGGCUGAGCAGAUCCGAUUUGUGGGGUGAUAUGGGAGACGCCAUGGUGGAGCCGGCCGCCGUCAAGCCUUCAGAGCAGGCGCCCCUGGCGGGCAGCAGCGCCCCUCUCUGCGUCAUUACAGAGGGGGUGGUGUCUCUGGUGAUAGACCCGGACGUGGCGCAGAAAGCCUGCGAGGAUGUCCUGGAGCAGGUGAAGCUGAUGCACAGCGCCUCCUCGGAGAGCCUGGAGAAACUGGGGGCCGAAGAGCAGACCACCAAUGGGGAGAGGAUCUGUGAGGAGGACGAGGCUGUGACGGACAUCAACAGCGUGAAGAACGCCCGGCGGAGGCAGAAGAAUAACUCGGCCAAGCAGUCGUGGCUCCUGCGUCUGUUUGAGUGCAAGCUCUUUGACAUUUCCAUGGCGAUCUCGUACCUGUACAACUCCAAGGAGCCGGGCGUGCAGGCCUACAUCGGGAAUCGCCUCUUCUACUUCAGGAACGAGGACGUGGACUUCUACCUGCCGCAGCUCCUCAACAUGUACAUCCACAUGGACGAGGACGUGGGCGACGCCAUAAAGCCGUACGUGGUCCACCGCUGCCGGCAGAGCAUCAACUUCUCCCUGCAGUGCGCCUGGCUCCUGGGGGCCUACUCCUCCGACAUGCACAUCUCCGCGCAGCGCUAUUCCCGCGGGACCAAGCUGCGCAAACUCAUCCUGUCUGAUGAGCUGAAGCCGGCUCACAAGAAGCGGGAGCUGCCAGCGCUGGGCCUGGCCCCCGACACCGGCCUGUCCCCCUCCAAGAGGACCCAUCAGAGGUCCAAAUCUGACGCCACCGCCAGCAUCAGCCUCAGCAGCAACCUGAAGAGGACGGCGAGCAACCCCAAGGUGGAGAAUGACGAGGAGGACCUCUCCUCCAGCUCGGAAAGCCUCGAUAGGUCCUUCUCCUCCCCUGUGCGGCUCGCUCCGGAGAGGGAGUUCAUCAAGUCUCUCAUGGCCAUCGGAAAGAGACUGGCCACCCUCCCCACCAAGGAGCAGAAGACACAGCGCCUCAUCUCGGAGCUCUCGCUGCUCAACCACAAGCUGCCGGCCCGCGUCUGGCUCCCUACGGCCGGCUUCGACCACCAUGUCGUGCGAGUGCCCCACACCCAGGCCGUGGUCCUAAACUCCAAGGACAAGGCUCCAUAUUUAAUCUACGUGGAAGUUCUCGAGUGUGAGAACUUUGAAACCUCCACGGUUCCAGCCCGGAUUCCAGAGAAUCGGAUUCGCAGCACGCGCUCGGUGGAGAACCUUCCAGAGUGUGGCAUCACCCACGAGCAGAGGGCAAGCAGCUUCACCACUGUGCCCAACUAUGACAACGACGACGAGGCCUGGUCUGUGGAUGACAUUGGGGAGCUGCAGGUGGAGCUCCCAGAGAUCCACACCAACAGCUGUGACAACAUCUCGCAGUUCUCGGUGGACAGCAUUACCAGCCAGGAGAGCAAGGAGCCCGUCUUCAUCGCUGCCGGUGACAUCCGGCGCCGUCUCUCGGAGCAGCUCGCUCACACGCCAACCACCUUCCGAAGGGAUCCCGAGGACCCAUCCGCUGUGGCUCUGAAGGAACCAUGGCAAGAAAAAGUCAGGAGGAUUCGCGAGGGGUCUCCCUAUGGUCACUUCCCUAACUGGAGGCUCCUGUCGGUCAUUGUGAAGUGCGGUGAUGACCUCCGGCAGGAGCUGCUGGCCUACCAGGUGCUGAAGCAGCUCCAGUCUAUCUGGGAGACGGAGCGCGUCCCCCUCUGGAUCCGGCCGUACAAAAUCCUGGUGAUCUCGGCAGACAGCGGGAUGAUCGAGCCAGUUGUGAACGCCGUGUCCAUUCAUCAAGUCAAGAAGCAGUCCCAGCUCUCCCUGCUCGACUACUUUCUCCAGGAACAUGGCAGCUGCACCACCGAGGCCUUCCUCACUGCGCAGCGCAACUUCGUGCAGAGCUGCGCCGGGUACUGCCUGGUGUGCUACCUGCUGCAGGUGAAGGACAGGCACAAUGGAAAUAUCCUCCUGGACGCUGAGGGCCACAUCAUCCACAUAGACUUUGGCUUCAUUCUCUCCAGUUCUCCCCGGAACCUCGGGUUCGAGACGUCGGCCUUCAAGUUAACAGCAGAGUUUGUGGAUGUGAUGGGGGGGCUGGACGGAGACAUGUUCAAUUACUACAAGAUGCUGAUGCUUCAGGGUCUGAUCGCCGCCCGCAAGCACAUGGAUCGCGUGGUCCAGAUCGUGGAGAUCAUGCAGCAAGGGUCCCAGCUGCCAUGUUUCCACGGCUCCAGCACCAUCCGUAACCUGAAGGAGCGAUUCCACAUGAACAUGACGGAGGAGCAGCUGCAGCUCCUGGUGGAGCAGAUGGUGGACGGGAGCAUGCGCUCCAUCACCACCAAGCUGUACGACGGCUUCCAGUACCUGACCAACGGCAUCAUGUGAGCGCAGACUGGCCGAGGGCAGAGACCACUAUGCAGCCGCCUCCUUCAGUAUUCCAGAUCUACAGUGUUCUGCCCCCCCCCCAUUAUAAUCUUCUGUUAUUACAGAGCUGGCUCCGCCCACCGCCACCUUCUCCCAAUCUCACCCUCGACAACAUUGCGCUGAUUUUUCAUUAUUUUUUUGGAUUUUUUUUUUAUUAUUUCCGUGAUUUUAUUGAGGGCAGAUAGACACCAAUUAAUUUCCAGAUCCUCAUCGUCCCCCAUAAGGUGUGUGCAGAGAGGCACCAGGACCCCCAUUCUUGGCUGCAGGGGUCACCACGCUCGUCUCUAUUUAGGGGUGGGAGGGGUCUUUUUAAGUCUUGGACGCUUUCAUGUUUACUUUGUAUUAAAAUGAGAUAA